Messenger RNA from Debaryomyces fabryi, 459 nucleotides. RefSeq lists its product as uncharacterized. Lineage: Eukaryota; Fungi; Ascomycota; Pichiomycetes; Serinales; Debaryomycetaceae. The record is from RefSeq and is a predicted model, not a curated record. Bases 1 to 459 code for a protein of 152 amino acids. Gene Ontology annotation, cellular component: FANCM-MHF complex; Fanconi anaemia nuclear complex. Gene Ontology annotation, biological process: DNA repair; replication fork processing; kinetochore assembly. The transcript has a single exon. Gene Ontology annotation, molecular function: protein heterodimerization activity.
AUGGAUAACGACUCAAAUAACAUAAGCAAGGAUUCAGCUGGUAUACCUAUAGCAACCAUAGCCAGACUAUUUCAGAGUGCAGCAUUUAAAAAUGAGAAAACCCGUAUUACUCAAAAGACUUUACAGCUAUCUUCAGAAUACAUCAAAUUAUUUAUAAACGAAGCGUUGAUACGAUCAAACGAGGAAAGAUUGGCAGAGGGUGACUCGUUGACUAAAGUAGAUGGCAUAGAUAAUUUAAAUAAGCCUCGUGAGAUUGAACACAAGGACAUUGACGCAAGGGUUGCUGAUGAUACUAUGAAUGACGGAAGUGAACCAGAGGACGAGGACGAUUUGGAUGAUCCAACACAAAUUGGCACCCAAAACCAGACAGCAUAUAACUCGGAUGUGGAUCUAGGGAAUGACACUUUAGAUGUAAAACACUUGUCUAAAGUUGCCGGAAUUUUGGUGUUGGAUUUCUGA